AAUAAAAAAUAAAUAAAAAUAUUUAAACGAAAAAAAAAAAACAUUUACAGCCAUUAAAGGGGAAAAACUUUUCCAUACAUGCGACGGCAUAAGAAAUGAAUGAAAAAUAUUCUUAGAGAAAAAGUUAAAUUAAAUUUUCUCGAAUAAAUUUAAAAUAAAGAAAUUCAUGCUGGCAGUGAUGUGUGCAAGUCCAGUUCCGAGUCCUGUGGGCUCGGAAAUCUCAGUUGGGUCUCCAUCGCCACCACCAUCUGAGUGCGAAACAUCUAAAAAUGGUGACGAUUAUUUUCAACCAUUGAAACGUCUUAAGAUGAUUGAUCGAGAAGACAACAAUAAUCACAGUGAUACUAGUCGAAGCACCAAGAGCUCUGCUGCGAAGUCAACGGUGGAAGGUGUGAAGAGCUUUAGCAUAGCAGAUAUCUUAGGUCGUGAUACGAAUAAGUGUUCAAACCCCCGUGAUACAAUCAACAGUCUCGCUCACACUUUACAACAACAAGCGAGAAUUGUGAGGCCGUGGGAUCAUCUGCAACAUCCGAUCUCGAUCCGACCACUUCUGCCACCUGCACUUCUUCACUAUGAACAGCGAUUAGCGAUGGAUUAUCAUCAACAACUUCAGGAACAUUUUCGAGCUCAAGCUCAGCUACUUCGUCACAUGAACUUGGAAAUUAUUCCCUCCGAGAGUGGAUCAGAACGAUCGAGUUCUGUUGCAAGCGAUUGUUGUUCACCAGACAUUGGUCGGUCAUCAGAAAAUUCAGGAAGAUCACAACAACAAAAUCAACGAGAUCAACAACAGAAGCAACAGUCAAACAACAAUAAAUCUCCCAAUGGAACUCCACUCGAUGCACUCUUUCAACUUUCGAAUAAAAAUUUCGAUGAACAACAAAACGAAGGAGAAAAUCCGCAUAUUGACUUAUUUUCUUCACGACCACAACCGAAGAAGAAGCGAAAAUCACGAACAGCAUUCACAAAUCAUCAGAUCUUUGAACUUGAAAAGCGAUUUCUUUAUCAAAAGUAUUUGUCGCCAGCAGAUCGAGAUGAAAUUGCAGCUGGCUUAGGACUAUCGAAUGCACAGAGAUAUCGAAGUAAAUAUCUUUCAUUCGUUUGUAAACUUGAUGAUGUUGUUGACUAUGCGUUGGCAGGCAAUUUAAUUAAGUUAUCACGUGGUUUCAGAACAGGAGAGCAAAGUCUAAACGAGAUUUUUAAUCAUUUCCGCAUCUGCAAAGUUUGUGUCAUUACUUGGUUUCAAAAUCGAAGAGCGAAGCUGAAACGGGACAUGGAAGAACUGAAAAAGGAUGUCGAGAGUGUCAAAAUACUUACCACACAGAAAAGUUUCCUGGAAAACGUCAAUGAUAUGAAUAUUCUCAGGAAGAAAUCUAAGUUUGCGGUUACGCGAAAGAAGCAAGAAAAGUUUAAAUUGUUGAAGGUUCUUGAAGGGUUAUCACAUUUGUCUGAAGCACUAAGUCGUGAUGUGAGUCCCGUGGGCUCGGAAAUCUCAGUUGGGUCUCCAUCGCCACCACCAUCUGAGUGCGAAACAUCUAAAAAUGGUGACGAUUAUUUUCAACCAUUGAAACGUCUUAAGAUGAUUGAUCGAGAAGACAACAAUAAUCACAGUGAUACUAGUCGAAGCACCAAGAGCUCUGCUGCGAAGUCAACGGUGGAAGGUGUUAAGAGUUUUAGCAUAGCAGAUAUCUUAGGUCGUGAUACGAAUAAGUGUUCAAACCCCCGUGAUACAAUCAACAGUCUCGCUCACACUUUACAACAACAAGCGAGAAUUGUGAGGCCGUGGGAUCAUCUGCAACAUCCGAUCUCGAUCCGACCACUUCUGCCACCUGCACUUCUUCACUAUGAACAGCGAUUAGCGAUGGAUUAUCAUCAACAACUUCAGGAACAUUUUCGAGCUCAAGCUCAGCUACUUCGUCACAUGAACUUGGAAAUUAUUCCCUCCGAGAGUGGAUCAGAACGAUCGAGUUCUGUUGCAAGCGAUUGUUGUUCACCAGACAUUGGUCGGUCAUCUGAAAAUUCAGGAAGAUCACAACAACAACAGAAGCAACAAUCAAACAACAAUAAAUCUCCAAAUGGAACUCCACUCGAUGCACUUUUUCAACUUUCGACCAAGAAUUUUGAUGAGCAACAGGAAGAAGAAAGCUCCUCAAUCGACUUAUUUUCAAAUCGACCUCAACAAAAGAAGAAACGAAAAUCUCGCACCGCUUUUACUAAUCAUCAGAUCUUUGAGCUUGAAAAGCGGUUUCUCUAUCAAAAAUAUUUAUCCCCAGCAGAUCGUGAUGAGAUUGCAGCUGGUUUGGGAUUGUCAAAUGCGCAGGUCAUUACUUGGUUCCAAAACAGAAGAGCUAAAAUGAAAAGAGACAUGGAGGAACUUAAAAAGGAUGUCGAGAGCGUAAAAUUAUUAACAGCACAUAAAAGUUUCCUCGAAAACGUCAACGACAUGAACAUUUUGAAAAAGAAAAUUGUUCAUGAUCACAAGAUUGAGCAUAGCUAACGAGUGAAUCGUUAAUUCUCGAUAAGAUUACAAUAAAUGUACUUCCAAAAUUCUUUAACUAAGUUUACUGUUUGUUCUUCAAAUUCUUUUAGUUUUAAAGACUGGCUAUGAAUUCAAAUAUUAUUAUUAUAAUUAUCAUUUAAUAAACUUCACUUUGAAUGAUG
Clunio marinus is the source of this 2658-nucleotide messenger RNA. The record is from the annotation of a GenBank genome assembly. Lineage: Eukaryota; Metazoa; Arthropoda; Insecta; Diptera; Chironomidae.